Messenger RNA from Fulvia fulva, 1377 nucleotides. RefSeq names its product Sporulation-specific protein spo7. Lineage: Eukaryota; Fungi; Ascomycota; Dothideomycetes; Mycosphaerellales; Mycosphaerellaceae. The transcript has a single exon. Gene Ontology annotation, molecular function: protein phosphatase regulator activity; phosphoprotein phosphatase activity. The coding region runs from base 1 to 1377 and encodes 458 amino acids. Gene Ontology annotation, biological process: nuclear envelope organization. The record is from RefSeq and is a predicted model, not a curated record. Gene Ontology annotation, cellular component: Nem1-Spo7 phosphatase complex.
AUGAGCGACCCGAUCGACCGCAUCGUGAAGGGUGCUCCUCCGCCUGAUGUCAGUGCCGAGCAGGUGGCGGCGAAAGCAAAGGCUUCAUCAUCAUCUUCAUCUAUAACAGCGCCACUUUUGCCGGAUGGAACGAACAGCGACCCCCGGGAUGCGCUACCUUCGAGUCCGCCGCAGAUAUAUCUCAACUUGCUGAUCCUGGAGUCAUCUCUACGACUGCAGUACAUAAGCUUGCGAGCCCGGCUGAAACUACACCUACUGCUGGUUGUGGGACUUGCCGCGUGGAAUCUGCUCUUCACCUACCUACUAUUUUUCCGCCCGCGAGAGGAUGGUAGCGGAGUCGGUGGUAGCGUCUACUGGGUCGUAGAAUCAACUGAGAAGCUAGGGUGGUGCAGUGGAGUGGUCACGCUGUGUCUCUUCUGGGGAACUGGCAUGUACGAACGUGGCGUGCGAUGGCCUAGGAAGUUUGUGUCGACCACAAAUCGUGGUCUGCGAGGCUUCAACUUGAAAGUUGUGGUUGUCAAAGGCUCCGUUCUGUCGGAAGCGGCUGGAUGGCUGGCUAUGCUGGACCAAAUGGGCUGGUUUCGAGAAGAUCGCGUGAACUUCCAGAUUGUUCCCAAAGACAUCGAAUUAGGGGCGCCAAAAGACCACUGGAACGCACAUGCAGAACGGCAUGGUAUGCUGGAGGAAGACAUUGCGCCGGGCGGCGAUGUUUUGCGAGUAUUGUUACUGCCCAAGCCGUUCUCUCCCGACUUCAGAGAAGGAUGGGACACUUUCAGGAUGGAAUAUUGGGAGCGCGAGAAUGCGCGGCGCGCCACUUUACGUUCAGUCGUACGAGCACGGAAGCGCGAGGUAGCUAAGAGAGAUGGAGGGUGGUUGUGGUGGACAGGCUGGCGUGGAUGGCGCAACGUCCGACUCAACAUUUUCUCUGGAAGAAAAUCAAGGCGACAGAUGGAGCUAGAGAAGCUGGCCAUCAAAGACAAGCCUUCGGCGGAGCGCAUCAAAGAAAGAAGGCGCAAAGAAAGCCUUCUGCGCGCCGGGUCACAUUCGCGUCAAUCCUCACAAUCACGAACACCGACACCAGAUCCCGAAGGCGGGCCACAGCGACGACCGCGCCGUGGUAGUAGCACUCACUCGACGGCUGCUGGUACGCGUAGGCCACGGCGACCACCCGUUGACUCCAAGAGCCGGCUGAGCGCCACGGAGACGCUGCUCCACGAGUCGCGCGGACCAACGGCUCUGUCUAAGAGAUCUAGCACGAUUAGCGCUUCCAGCGCUGAAGAUGCAUUUAAAAAGGAAGAAGACACCAGCAGUUCUUCUCCAAUGAAGCAAGAAAACCUAUUCGCAGACGAGAUCAAGCAAGAGCCAGCCGAAGCAUGA